Misgurnus anguillicaudatus (oriental weatherfish) is the source of this 1233-nucleotide messenger RNA. The record is from RefSeq and is a predicted model, not a curated record. NCBI's taxonomy places the organism in Eukaryota, Metazoa, Chordata, Actinopteri, Cypriniformes, Cobitidae.
UCUAAUCAUAAUGAUAUGCAGACAUUUUGUAACUGUUGUAUUCCUUUACUGCUUUCUUUUCUGGCAUGUGAAGAUUACGGAGAGGAAGAGGUAGUAGAGGUAGAGGUAGCUCCAGAGGCCGCUCCUGAACCGGAGCCUGAGCCUGAGCAAGAACCUGAGCCAGAGCCAGAACCAGAGCCAGAGCCAGAAAAAGAGCCAGAACCAGAACCAGAACCAGAGCCAGAACCAGAGGUGCAUGAGGAAGAGGCCUAUGAAGAGGAAGAGGAGAAGCCCAAGUUCAAACCAGCUGGACCUAAGAUCCCUGAUGGAGAGAAAGUGGACUUUGAUGACAUCCAGAAGAAGCGUCAGAACAAGGAUCUCAUUGAGCUGCAGGGCCUGAUCGAUGCUCACUUCGAAUGCAGGAAGAAGGAAGAGGAGGAGCUUAUUGCCCUGAAAGAUAGAAUUGAGAAACGUAGGGCAGAGAGAUCAGAGCAGCAGAGGAUCCGUGCUGAGAAGGACAAGGAGCGCCAGGCAAGACGUGAGGAAGAGAGGCAGAGGAAGGAGGAGGCUGAUGCUAAGAAGAGGGCAGAUGAAGAUGCCAAGAAGAAGUCUGCUCUGUCCAGCAUGGGCUCCCAGUACAGCAGCUACCUGCAGAAGGCUGAUUCCAAGAGGGGAGGUAAGAAGCAAACUGAAAGAGAGAAGAAGAAGAAGAUUCUGGCAGACAGACGCAAGCCUCUGAACAUUGACCAUCUGAAUGACGACAAGCUGAGGGAGAAGGCCAAGGAACUGUGGGACUGGAUGUACUCCCUGGAGUCUGAGAAAUUUGAUCACAUGGAGAAACUCAAGAGGCAGAAGUAUGAGAUUACUACCCAGCGUAUGAGAGUGGAGGAGCUCAGUAAAUACUCCAAGAAGGGUGCUGCUGCUCGUCGCAGAAAGUAAACUUUCACAGAGAAAUUUGCUUUCGUGGUAUGAAUGGCCUGCUGCCUGUCUCUUCAAGCUCCGCCCAUUCUCAACAGGACUCUCUGACUCCACCCACAGCUUGCAGAUGACCAGAGAUAGUCAAAGGCGGUCUACCACUCCCUGCAUGACAUUAACAAAGUCCAGUUUUAGCAACAGUUGCAAUAGGCACUUCCUCCACGGGUCUGUCUUUAGGUUCUCACCUUCUGUUUUUGUAAAUAAUGUUUUGGUUUGCCAGCUUUAUCUGUUGCACUGUAACUGUCUGGCAAUUCAAUAAAAUUAUUCUUCAAGACUGAA